AUGUAUAGAUAUCUGACAAAACACUCCUCGUUUAUAAAUAUAAUAAUCAAUAAUGAUGAUGAUGAUGAUGAUGAUGAUGAUGAUGAUGAUGAUGAUGAUGAUGAUGAUAAAGUAUAUAAAAGUUUAAUCUCCCUAAAAAUCAUUCUGUUUGAAAAAUAGAAUAAGAACUACCUGUACGUACAGUAUGUUGCCCAGUAUCCGGACACUACAGUUUAACAUUGCAAUAACUUUACUUUGUUAGCCACAAGAGCUGUGAAAAUUGGCCCAGAUAAAAUCUAUUCAGUCCUUAAUAUGAUGAAAUUAAUAUUUUUGUAGAGUUCUUAUGUUGCCCGGUAUCCGGACACAACAAGAACAAUGUAAUUGUACACAAAUUUCGACAGGCAAGCGACUUAUAAGCUUCUCUCGCACUUGCAAAGUAGUCUGGCAAUCGAUUAGCUUAUAGCUUAUCAUCGUGAAAUAAAACAUAGCAAGUGAUCGGGGUAUGUGAGGAACGUGAGCGGCUGUUAAAUGGUAUAAUUCUUACUUCCUUGUCUAGGAACUUUUUCACUGAUUUAAGGAAGGCAUCCGUGGACAUGCCGAAGCCGCGUUUUGCAAGCUCAAUUAGCCAAUCUGCAAAACAUUUUUUUUCUUCAUUUUUUAUUAAAAAAAAAAAAAAAGCUUGGGGAUGGGACCUCAAUCCGACGGUCAAAGGUCACUUAUUUAGUCUGACCUGUAGUGUAGAUUUCAUCAUGCUCAGCCCCCACAAUAAGCCUGCUUUUUUAGCAAUAAUUCCUCCAUCUUUCACAUCUCUCAAUCCCUUUCUGACAUUUUUUAGACCCCAUUCUAGCAGUCACAACUGGGGAUAGUAUGAGAAUUCCAGGUUCAACUCCGACGCUGCCGGUUAAUUAGGUCAUGGUAGAUUUGGGAAGCUGCCCUUAGAAUCUUAACAUUUCCUUUUUCUAGUAGGUGUUUCUUUCACUCAGUAGAAGAAGACCUUACCAUCAGGAUUAUGCGAAUUGCUAUAUACAGUUCUCGCCAAAAAAAGAACGACAAACCAGUAGAUGUUGCGUCUUUUGCAUCUUUAGCUGAGUCACCUUCACCUCAAUAACUAUACGUUUUAAGACACUUAAGACACCUAUAGUGUGAAGGCAAUUAUAUAUCCUAAACUAAUAGUGAUAUUGAUAGUAAGAUUUGAUCAUGUCCUUCUUUGGGUAAAAAUACAUCUUGGGCUAGUUUCAGUUUAGCAAGCAGGACAAUAGUCUGAUUAUAGUGUUACUGUCCAAUUAUCAAACCAGAAAAUAGGUGAGGUUUCAUAGCCACUGAUAGACAGCGACGUAGACGCAGCUGAUAACUGUGUUUAUAUAAACACUUGUUUGCCAGACACGAGUUCACAAAUCUUUGAUUGGAAAAAUUAGGCUGACACUCGUUCUCUGUCUUUAGGGGAAUAAGACUAAAUCCCAAACAAGCAAGACGAGUGAAUCAACGGCUAGAUUAUCACUGGCAGAACGAUGGACGAUUACAGAAAUUGGCCGACAACCAAAUUCUGUGCUGACUUAUUCCCUACUCACAGACGUCCUUCCCGGAAUAAAGUUUGUAAAAAGGCUAGAAGGCGCGAGCGUGAAUUGAUCAAACCUGUUAAUUUCUAAGGUUUACUUUCGGGCAAAUAAAACGAACCGUAUAUAAGAAGUGAAAGAGAAAUAGCGAAAAAUCCCAGCUUCUAAUGAAAUCUUUUCUUAUGGUUUACUGAUAAACUAUUCUCGAAACUGGGAAUGUUUUCAGAUCAAAGCUGUGUAAAUCGAACCGAAACAGUGCAUGUGGAACCUUGUGUUUCCUGUUUUUACUCUCACCCAUUGUAUGGAAUAUGUGUGAAAAUCUUCAUUAUGAAUUGGUAUAUUUCAAAGAGCUACACAGCGACUAAGAACACUAUUGACCGACGAUAUACAGAGAGGGAGAAGCUGUUUCAGUUGUGCCAACUAUUACUAAUUAACAACUGUGUUUGGCAAUGGUACAUUGCUAUCACCGUCAUUCCAACUGUUGGAUGCCAGUUUUGCGAGGGUACAUUGUCAUCAUCAUCAUCUUUAUUCAUCAUUUUCGGAGGAAUCACUCUCAACUUCCUGCACAACAUAGUCCUCACUACUCUCUUCGCUUGCUUCUGAGCUGCUGUUUGCUUCAGAGUUACUUGCAUCUUGAUCUUUUCUUGUGGAGACACUUUGUAUGGCUGCUGACAGCUGAAUGUGAACUGACACUAAGUUUAGCUUGUCUUUUUUUAGUCUGCUACACAGCCGUUUUUAGUGUCGUCACGCAGGAGCGUUGCGUGACGACACUAAAAACGGCUGUGUAGCAGACUAGUCUUUUUUAGGCAAUUUCUUUUCAGAUGUCAGACUCUUUGCUUUUAAAGCAGAUCCUCAUGAAGAAGUUUCUCCCACUCCGCAUCCUCAUAGCUAAGGUUUUUCUCCCUUUCUGCCACAGUUUAGGACACGAAUAUAACGAGACCACAUGCACGGCCUGUCAUAUUUUCUGCGCCUUCUAUCUCGUCCAGCCCAAUGAAAACACGCUCUGCGUCGGACAGCACCUUGAUUCACUGUAGGAUGACUGCCGCUGAGCCACCCAGUUGCAUCCGUCCUACAGCGUGAUAUGGGGACGACUUGGGAAGGCAUUUUUGUACCUGCCGCACCCAUAAACCUGUACCAGCCCCUUCGCAAGGGGCCAUCGCAUUUGCGGACAACGUUCUUUAGAGUUUGGUAAUCGUUCUUGCUGUCAGUCUCAUUGAGAAUCCUGUAGUUACUACGUGCUAGGAAAAAAAAAGAAAGAAAAGAAAACAUGGUAAUAAACUUUUGAAACCUUAAAAUAUGAAGGAGAAGGGGAUCAUAAACAUUACAAUCAAAACAUGUAUAGAUAUCUGACAAAACACUCCUCGUUUAUAAAUAUAAUAAUCAAUAAUGAUGAUGAUGAUGAUGAUGAUGAUGAUGAUGAUGAUGAUGAU
Messenger RNA from Porites evermanni, 2962 nucleotides. NCBI's taxonomy places the organism in Eukaryota, Metazoa, Cnidaria, Anthozoa, Scleractinia, Poritidae. The record is from the annotation of a GenBank genome assembly.